UCUCCGCAAAUUCUUAAGGAAAGCUACAACAAAAGGCGGUGUACCGUAGAUACCAGAAAAUAGGAGGAACACCGGAUGAAGCACACGACAACGGUACUGUUCUUAUGCUUCGCGUUGGCGGCAGCGCUUCAUGAACCAUGUGGUCAGUUCCCGACAAAGAUCACAGCUUUGGACAACAGCACAUGUAUUCCGAAAGUCUACCGGGGAAAAGUUGACGGCUUCACACCAUACGAUAGUGGCCAGGAACAAAAUUGCACGUCAACAGUGGAGGUUAUGCUGAAUUGCACCUGCCAUAACGGUGACACCGUGUCCCAGCGGCGAUACUGUGUCCAGCACAACAUUACGAGGACGGAAGAUGACAAUACAGCAAACGUUACAGUCGGAUUGUGUGGCGAUAGAAAAUGUCACGUUUAUGACUACAGCGCUAACUUCGAGGUGGACAUGAGGGACUUGCAACUAGCUCAUAAGCUCAAGGUAUUUCCGAAGCCUCCUUGCAUCGCUUUCAACAUGAGCGUCACACCACAGCUCACGGCAGUGUCUGGUUGCGAAUUCUUUUGCUAUAAACGGGAUAACAGAGACAUCGAUGACGGGAGGCCUUGCGUGUUAGAAUGGUACCCCAGGCGAUUAACAGGUAAACCUGUUGUCACACUGACAGGGUCAUGCCACAAAGGAAUCUGCAGAGCUGCAGAUACACAUUCAUAUUCGAGCCACUUAUUACGAGAGUGCCAUGAUUAUGAACGCUACAAAAGCAGCUCCAAGGUGGUCGAGGAAUGUACGUACAAGUGUCACGGCAAAGGCCAUGCAAAUCUAAAUCGUCCAUACGGCCUCACAUGUCUGUUUCAGAGAACAAACUUUUUGAGCAGGGAUGUGCUGGGUGUCUGUCAUGCUGGAGCUUGUUCACAAGUCCGUCUUGUUGACGGAUGUAGUAAGCCAGCUUCCCAACACCGAAGAACCUCACCGAUUCCAGUUGUCGAAGGAUGCGUAUGCAAGAAAGGAAAAGUAGCACAGCCGUUGCGUGAUGGAAUAUUAUGUGUGUAUAAACACGCAUUGAGCUGGACUGGCAUGAAGUUGCAAGAAGUUGGUGUGUGCAAGAAAGGACAAUGCGUGGAACAUCCCCCCGACCAACCAGUCCACCACAAAUUUAAGAAGAAAGAGUGCAAAAUCAGUAACGUUCAAGUCUCUCCUAAGCUCAUUGUGGCAGCCGGUUGCGCCGCGACUUGCCGGCGUUAUCAGUUUGAGCAUCGCCCCAACGGUACACUGUGCCUUUUGGAAUACAAGCGAGAAGAAAUGGUUUGGCGACGAACAAAGAAGACCUAUACAAUUGGCGCGUGUUUUUCUGGGAAAUGCUUCCGUACCAGAAACAGUUGGGACAUUAAACUAUAACGUGGA
Rhipicephalus microplus (southern cattle tick) is the source of this 1389-nucleotide messenger RNA. RefSeq lists its product as uncharacterized. Lineage: Eukaryota; Metazoa; Arthropoda; Arachnida; Ixodida; Ixodidae. The record is from RefSeq and is a predicted model, not a curated record.